AGAAGAGGGUUUUUCUGUGCUUGUCUGGUUGGGACAGAGCAGGCGACUGUCCAUCCUGAACACCCAGAGAGGCUUGUUUCUGUCAUAACCUGCUCCUGCUUUUUUUUUAUUUAAUUUAAUUUCAUUUUUAGUUUAUUUUUAAAACUUGAAAAAAAAUCUCUCAUUUUGAUUUUGCUCAACAUAAGUAGCUUAAGUUGGAGCUCAGCGGACUUAGCCCUUGUGUGUGUGUGUGUGUGAGAGAGAGUGUGUGAUUGUGGGGCUGCAUAUGCUUUAGUGAGUCACUGCAGCAGCAACAGACUGCACGCUGCUGUUGCUGUUGCUGCUGCUGCUGUGAGACGAAAACAAGCUCAGCUCAGAACAGCGGUCCGCUCAAGCUGUGUGUGUGUGAUCAUUGACAGUGCUCAAUACACACAUGCUUGCCUGAUAAGCCGGACCUCGGAGCCUCUCCCGGGACUAACGGACUGACUGCUGUGUUAUUGUCACUGGAUAUAUUGUGGUCUUUGCAGCUGAGCCAUUGUCACACAUCAAACCAACAGGAAGAGUUUGCACAGUUGCCCCCAGCUUGUCUGCAGCCCUCUUCUGCCCCCGACAGUCCUCUGCCCCAGCAUGAAUGAAGUGAGUGUCGUGAGAGAGGGAUGGCUCCACAAGAGAGGUGAAUACAUUAAAACCUGGCGGCCUCGUUACUUCAUCCUAAAGAGCGAUGGCUCCUUCAUUGGCUACAAGGAGAAGCCUGAGGUGUCCAGCGACCACAGCCUUCCACCACUCAACAAUUUCUCUGUCGCGGAGUGUCAGUUGAUGAAGACGGAGCGUCCCAGGCCCAACACGUUCGUCAUCCGCUGCCUCCAGUGGACCUCGGUUAUCGAGCGCACUUUUCACGUGGACAGCAGCGAGGAAAGGGAGGAAUGGAUGCGAUCGAUCCAGACGGUGGCAAACAGCCUGAAGAGUCAGCAGCAGGACGAGGAGCCCAUGGAGAUCAAAUUUGGCUCCCCGAGCGACAACAGUGGCACAGAGGAGAUGGAGAUCGCCGUGUCCAAAUCUCACACAAAAGUGACCAUGAGCGACUUUGACUACCUGAAGCUGCUCGGCAAAGGGACGUUUGGCAAAGUCAUCCUGGUAAAGGAGAAGGCCACGGGGAUGUACUACGCAAUGAAAAUCCUCCGUAAAGAAGUCAUCAUCGCUAAAGACGAGGUGGCACACACCGUCACAGAGAGCAGAGUUCUCCAAAACACCCGGCACCCGUUUCUAACAACACUAAAGUAUGCAUUUCAAACACACGACCGCCUCUGCUUCGUCAUGGAGUAUGCAAACGGAGGAGAGCUCUUCUUUCACUUAUCACGGGACCGAGUGUUUACAGAAGACAGAGCGCGAUUCUACGGUGCAGAAAUAGUGUCAGCACUGGAGUACUUACACUCCCGCAACGUUGUUUACAGGGAUUUGAAGCUGGAGAACCUCAUGUUAGACAAGGACGGCCACAUAAAGAUCACAGACUUUGGAUUAUGUAAAGAGGGAAUCACAGAUGGCGCCACCAUGAAGACCUUCUGUGGAACCCCAGAGUACCUGGCACCGGAGGUGUUGGAGGACAAUGAUUACGGCCGAGCAGUGGACUGGUGGGGGCUGGGCGUGGUCAUGUAUGAAAUGAUGUGUGGCCGGUUGCCCUUCUACAACCAGGACCACGAGCGUCUCUUCGAGCUCAUCCUCAUGGAGGAAAUCCGGUUCCCCAAGAACCUAGCUCCUGACGCUAAGGCCCUGUUAGCCGGCCUGCUCAAAAAGGACCCUAAACAGCGGCUCGGGGGUGGAGCAGACGACGCCAAAGAAGUGAUGAGCCACAAGUUUUUCGCGUCCAUCAACUGGCAGGAUGUGACUGAGAAAAAGCUCGUUCCGCCCUUUAAGCCCCAGGUCACGUCGGAGACGGACACGCGGUACUUUGACGAUGAGUUCACAGCACAAACCAUCACGAUAACGCCACCGGAUAAGUAUGACAGUUUAGACGGAGAGGACUCCGAUCAGCGCACGCACUUCCCGCAGUUCUCUUACUCUGCCAGCAUACGGGAAUGAUUACUCAGACUCUUAAAACAAGCAGGCAGGCUACUACCACAACACUCCCAAUCGCACACACACACAAACACGCACACACGCACGACUCUCUCACACUGCUGGGAAGUCGGAACGACAUCAACUCAAAGUGGCACAAGACACAUUUUCCCAACCGAUGCACACAUGCACGCCCCCUCCCUUCUCUCUCUCUCUCACACACACACACACACCCACAUGCGUCAGACAGGACAUGGAUGGAGG
Molecule: messenger RNA, 2295 nt
Organism: Cynoglossus semilaevis (tongue sole)
Lineage: Eukaryota; Metazoa; Chordata; Actinopteri; Pleuronectiformes; Cynoglossidae
Product: RAC-beta serine/threonine-protein kinase
Exons: 14
Coding region: 607-2055 (482 amino acids)
Biological process (GO): protein phosphorylation
Molecular function (GO): ATP binding; protein serine/threonine kinase activity
Source: RefSeq, a predicted model, not a curated record